Alternaria arborescens is the source of this 732-nucleotide messenger RNA. RefSeq lists its product as hypothetical. NCBI's taxonomy places the organism in Eukaryota, Fungi, Ascomycota, Dothideomycetes, Pleosporales, Pleosporaceae. The coding region runs from base 1 to 732 and encodes 243 amino acids. Gene Ontology annotation, molecular function: hydrolase activity. The record is from RefSeq and is a predicted model, not a curated record. The transcript has 2 exons.
AUGGCCUGCGAAAACUGCAAGAAAGGUUUCAAGUGGAACGGCGAGUCCGUUGGCAAGGUGGACAAGCUCGACCAGAUCGACUGCUAUGUCACUGGCGACAACAAGGAUGCCGCUAUCCUCAUCGUCACUGACGUCUUCGGCUGGACGCUUCCUAACAUCCGCCUCAUCGCAGACCACUACGCAAAGGAAGCCAAUGCGACCGUCUACGUACCCGAUGUAUUCGGCGGCGAAGUCGUAGACCCCGACGCGCUCUCCAACCCAGAGAAGCAAAAGAACUUCGACAUCAUGGCCUUCCUCGGCCGCAACAGCAAGGACAUCCGCUGGCCCGAGAUCAAGCAGCACGCGCAAACGCUCAAGUCGCAAUACAAAAAGGUCGCCGCCAUUGGCUUCUGCUACGGCGGCUGGGCCUGCUUCAAGCUCGCCGCCGACCCUUCCCUGAUCGACGCCAUCUCCACCGCCCACCCCUCGCUGCUCGAGAAGUCGGAAAUCGAGGGCGUCAAGGUCCCCGUGCAGGUCCUCUCUCCCGAGCACGACCAAAUGUACACGGAGGAGCUCAAGAAGGCUACGCUUGAGACGCUGCCAAAGACGGGUGUGCAGUGGGAGUACGUCUACUUUCCUGGUCUAAACCACGGCUUCGCUGCGCGUGGUGACCCCAACGAUCAGAAGCAGAAGGAUGGUUUGGAGAGGGCGAAGAGGAGUGCUGUGAACUUCUUCAACGAGUUCUUGCACUAG